UAGUCCAUCUAACAGCCUCUAUUAUUUAGUCCACUUUAGUCACUGUUGUGCAGAAGUUUAAGUUUGAGUAUCAUUCUGUAUUGUGCAUCAUUUUGUGUAUUAGAAAAUAUAAUAAUGUCAUCUAAAGACACAAAUAAACUUAAUAAAAUAUUGGAUAAUGCCAGAGAUUCUGUUAGUAAUUCAAAAUUGGAACAAAUGUAUCUUCUGAGAGAACAGGACCUUAGCUAUGUAAAAGAGAGUUUCAAUCUAAUUAAUACCAGUGAUAAAGAAAAUAUAUUUUCAUGGAUAAAUAAGCUGAAGAGUAAUUCCUAUAUAGUAUUUUUCAAAUCCGAGAACGAGCUAUCCAGAGAGUAUCCUUUCCUAAACAAAAUGGAUUUUAUUUUAAUAAUAAUUAAUCGUGGGCAAUUGGAAAUGCUUCUAACUUACAUUAGUGACUGUGUUUGUAUACAUGGAACAAAUACUUUGAAGGAAUGUCGUUUAGAAUUGUAUUCAUUAUUAAUAUUAAAUGAAUUACGAGAAGCAUUCCCAUGUGCUUUUUUGAUCACAAAUCGUUGUGACGAACAAGUUUUCUCCCUAUUUUUUAAGUAUAUUCAGAGUAAAUGUAUGCAAAAAAUAUGUGCAAAAGUGUUCGUAUCUGACAUUCCAGAUUUUUAUUAUAAUGCUUGGGUACAAGAGAUGCAUCCAGCUGAAUUUCGUUUAUAUUGUAUAUGGGAUGUGGACGUAGAUUGGAGAAAAAAUUUAAGUAAAAUAAAUUCCAAGGAGAAACAGAUUAUUGUAUAUACAAAGUUGCGAGUUUUGCUGUAUGAAUUGGAUAAAACAGCAUUUUCUAAAAAAAUCCAGUCUUUAAUUAAAAAUCUCUUGGAGAAUGAGGACACCAACAGUUUCGGAACAUAUUUUCAAAGUAAUUAUGGCAAUAAAGUAUCAUUGUGGGCUUAUUGUUAUACAAUACAUUGUGGAAUAAAUACCAAUAUGCAUUUGGAAAGAAUGCAUUGGACAUUACAAUAUUUAUUUAUAAAUAGGGAUCUCACUAAAACGCUUCAUGGAUCCAUUCACACUAUAAUGAAGUUUAUAAGGGAUAUAUAUUUUGAAGAUGAUGUCUUUACGUCAAUUGAAUCAAAAUCGCUUGGAAAAAAAAGAAAUUCAGGGUAUAGGCAUACAGAGAGUGAAAUGAGAGUGGCUGAGACUAAUGUGUUGGUAGGUGAAUCGAGGGGAUUUAAAGUGAUCUCUAAGUCAUCACGUAUUUACACAAUACUUGAAGACAACAUCUCUUGUAGUUGCAAAAUGGUCUGCACACAAUGUGAUGUGUGUAUCCACAAAUAUUCUUGUUCGUGCAUUGAUUUCGCAAUCGGUUGGAAUAUGUGCGUACAUAUUCACUUAGUUCAAAUGUACAUGAAGUCACACUCAGAAACAAAAUUGAAGGAAAUAGUAUAAUCAGGUAUUAUAUCAUUAUUUUGUCAUUAAUUUAAGAUGACGAUGAUAUACUUACUCUAACUUAUAAAGUUUAUUAUUUUUAAAAUUGUAUCGUUGCAGAAUUACCACGUAUAAUCAGCACAGUGGAACCUCGCUUAACCAGUUUAAUCCGUUCCAAAAUUUC
Molecule: messenger RNA, 1594 nt
Organism: Nicrophorus vespilloides
Lineage: Eukaryota; Metazoa; Arthropoda; Insecta; Coleoptera; Silphidae
Exons: 3
Coding region: 115-1431 (438 amino acids)
Source: RefSeq, a predicted model, not a curated record